Fonsecaea erecta is the source of this 1173-nucleotide messenger RNA. RefSeq lists its product as hypothetical. The record is from RefSeq and is a predicted model, not a curated record. Gene Ontology annotation, molecular function: zinc ion binding; DNA-binding transcription activator activity, RNA polymerase II-specific. The transcript is spliced from 2 exons. Lineage: Eukaryota; Fungi; Ascomycota; Eurotiomycetes; Chaetothyriales; Herpotrichiellaceae. The coding region runs from base 1 to 1173 and encodes 390 amino acids. Gene Ontology annotation, biological process: regulation of transcription by RNA polymerase II.
AUGCCACGACGACCGCACAAAAAGUCUCGAAGUGGCUGUGUCGCCUGCAAAAGACGACACAUCAAGUGUGAUGAACAUCGCCCUCGAUGCGUCAAUUGCCAGACCGCCGAGCUGAGUUGCAACUUUGCUCCGGGCACAUCUCCUUCAACGACGACGGCCACAGAUACGGAAACGGUCAUUGCCAGUGCGUCUGAGACCUCCACCCCAGACCAGCGGCCCCAAGGGCCUGAUCAGCCCAACAUCAUACCCACAUUUACGCCUCCUGGAACAUUUGACCCGAAUCUCAACAUACAACAUCUGGAACUCCUGCACCAUUUCCUUAUUGCCACGUACAGAACAUUCAAUGCCGAAGGAACACUGCAGCGGAUAUGGAAAGAAAAGAUCGUCCGCAUGGCCUUCUCAUUUCCUUUCCUUAUGCACGAGCUUCUAGCCAUUUCGGCUCUACAUCUCGCACACUGCAAGCCUGACCACGCCACCGAGUACCACACCAUAUCGACGGAACUACAGACUCUGGCCCUCAACAAGUUCAACAGCGUGGAAACAGACAUCAACGCCUCCAAUUGUGCCGCCGUGCUGAUCUUUACAAUGCUUCUUGCUGUUCAUAUCCUCGCCGACCCCUCGCGCACGACGGGCCUCGAUUCCAACCAGUAUCUCGACCACGUGGUGAAUUGCGUCAUGCUUAUGCGCAAUGUCCCCAAGCUCAUCAUUCAAGACUGGUAUGAAUAUCUCCGGGAGACUGAGCUCAAACCAAUGUUCUCGGUCCAACAGCCCCCAACGCCUUACCAGAUCCCUCAGCCGUGCCUCGAUCUGUCCAAGUUGAUCACCAAUCCGGACCUGGGGGAACAAGCCAGGGACGCCUACGAACCGGCGAUCGAGAGAUUGCAUUGGGUGUUUGCGAUCUCGAACGUGCCGGAUCAAAGACACACAACCAUCCGCUGGCUACUGGCUUGGCCCGUGCAGCUCAAAGCGCCAUACCUUGAAAGGCUCAAUCAGCGGAGACCUGAAGCUUUGAUCAUCCUGGCAUACUUCGCAGCCUUGAUGACGUUUUACAGAGAAUGUUGGGCCGUAGGGGAAUCUGGUCAUCUUUUGAUUCAAGCGAUAUCUUCCCAUCUCGGUCCUCACUGGUCGGAAUGGAUGGAGUGGCCCAUGAUAUUGGCCACAGGGCAGCAAUGA